GCGCUCCCCGAAAUAGACAUUUUCUUGUGUAAUGAAACCAUAUUUCUUGAUUCCACCCUCCAAAGUGGAAAGGAAAAAGAAAAAACAAAUUUCCCUCAGUGCAAACGCCUCCUGUGCUUCUGCUUUCUUUUUAGCAUCUGAAAAUUCAAAAUUAAGUCCAUAACACAUGAACUUGUAUUUGUGAUUUGUUGUACUUGUGUUUGUGUAACCGGACGGAGAGAUGGAACAGGACUCUCUGUUGCAAUGUUACCGUCGCGAUCGCCGGAGGCUCUUGGAGUUCUUGUUUUCUUCCGGUUUGAUAAAGGAAGUUCUGACACCGUCUGGCUCCACUCCUUCUCUCUCCGACGCGGACUUCGACACCCUCAGUGCCGAUUACAUCCUUCACUGCAUUAAAUCCGGUGGCAUCGUCGAUGUUUCUGAAGCCACUAAGAAGUACUAUGCGGAAUCUACUCAUCCAAUAAUGAUCCAUUCUAAAUUAGGGGAUUCGUAUUUUCUUACUUCUGAUCCAGAUUUGGCUGGAUCUCCUCCUCGACGAGUGCCUCCAACUAUCGUCAGCAGAACUAAUAAUCAUGCUUCAUCUUCAUCUAGUGAGCUUGAUUCUUCCAAGUUUAAGAAUGUUGAAAUGUCUGGGGAUGACUAUGGUUUGAAACACAAAGCAGAAACAGCAGUAGAAAGGGCACCUUUAGGGAAUUCUGGAAUUCCUUCUCUUGGGUUACCCCCCUUGAAAACAGGAUUGUCCGAUGAUGAUUUGCGGGAAUCAGCCUACGAGUUAUUGCUUGCAUCUAUGCUUUUCUCUGGGGUUGAAGUUUGUCCAGUUGAGGAUAGAAAGAAGGAUAAGAGUUCUAAAUUUUUGUCUAGAUUAAAGAGUAAAAGGGAAAAACCCCAUUUGCAACCUCAAUUGUCUGGGAGACAAUCAGAACUUAUUGAUACUAUCCGUGCACAGAUGCAGAUUUCAGAAGCAAUGGAUGGAUGCAUUCGGCGAAAUAUGGUACAUCUGGCUGCAAGAAGAACAUGUGGGCAAAUUGAUCUUCCUCAGAUCUCGUUAGAGCUCCUUAUUGGCAUUUUCAGAUCUGAUUUUCUUAAUGAAAAGUCUUAUAUCCAAUGGAAGAGUAGACAGGUGAAUAUGUUAGAAGAACUUCUCUACUUCUCUGCUAAACUUCCAGAAACUGAACGUUUAACCAUUAAAAGUUGUCUUGCAAAGAUUAGAGAUACAAAGGAAUGGGAUGUUGCAAUGUCUCCUUCUCAACGAGUCGAGGUUAUAUCAUUUAUUAGACAGGUGGCAUCAAAAGUUUCCUCUCAGCAGGGGCUGUUUGGUCUCCAAAAUGAAACCUAUUACUGGCAUGCUGUUUAUCAUUUGAACAUUAGACUUUAUGAGAAAUUACUUUAUGUCAUGUUCGACAUUCUUGAUGAAGGCCAACUCAUAGAGGAAGCUGAUGCAAUUCAGUCGCUUAUCAAACUGACAUGGUCCACUUUAGGCAUCACUCAGAAAAUGCAUAAUGCUUUAUAUGGGUGGGUCCUUCUUCAACAGUUUGCUGGCACAGAUGAAGGCACUCUGUUGGAGCAUGCUGUUUUCCCGUUGCAGAGAGUUGUAUCUGCUGAAGAAGAUGACUGGAAUGAAGGGCAAUAUAUGCAUAGUAUAAUAUGUUUGAAGAAAUGCAAUGGCAGUGAAACAAACCUAAAUCUGGUGCAGGCUAUUUUCCUGUCCAUAGGCACUUGGUGUGAUAGUAGACUACAAGACUAUCAUCUACAUUUCAGUGAGAAACCUGUUAACUUCAGAAGAGUGAUGGCUUUGGCGUCAGCGAUAGGAAUGCUCACUUCUGUCAAUUGUGCUGAGAUUAAGUUAACUAUGAAUGGAUCAAAGAGUUCUUCUGGUGAAAAAAUUAAAAAUUAUGUGGAGAGAUCUGUUGAAGCUGCGAUUGGGCGGGUGGCAAAAUCCAUUCUUGAAUCUAAAAUUGAAAAGACACAUCCUUUGGCUCUACUAGCAAACCAAUUAAGACUGGUUGCUGAGAGGGAGAUGAAUAUAUUUUUCCCAGUGUUUCGCCAAUGGUCUCCUGAAUCUAUAAUGAUCUCAAUGCAGCAGUUGCACCGUGUUUAUGGGCAACGACUGAUUCCAUUCCUGAAGGGAGUUUCAUCUCUAUGAGAGGCUAGAUCAGUACUUCCUGCUGCUUUUAUGCUGGAUCAGAAACUUGGCCAGCUUUAUACUUCUGCUUUUGAGGAACAGACAGCGCACCACUCUGUCAGGCCAUAUUUGGACCAUUAUCAGAUUGAAAAAGUCGCGGGGCCAAUAAUUCUUGAUUGGGUGAUUGGUCAGCAUGCUCAUAUAUUGGAAUGGACUGGAAGAGUAUUGGAUCUUGAGGACUGGGAGCCGUUGUCAUUUCAUCAAAGGCAGGCAGCAUCGAUAAUUGAAGUUUUUAGGAUACUAGAGGAGACUGUGGAUCAACUUUUUGGGAUGAAUCUCCCUCUGGAUAUCACACAUUUACAAGCCCUUCUAUCUAUAGUAUUUCACAGCUUGGAUGGGUAUUUGUCAAGAGUGCUCAACCAGUUAGUUGAGAAGAAUCAUCUCUAUCCAUCAGCCCCUCCUUUGACUCGUUACACUGAGACAGUUAUUCCUAUAAUUAAGAAAAGGUUGAAUGAGUACACAGUUUUAGAAGACAAUGUGCUUGAUAGAUUGAAUGAAUUGACAAUACCUAAACUCUGUAUCCGGCUGAACACCCUUCAGUAUAUUCAGAAACAGGUUGGCCUACUUGAAGAUGGCAUUCGAAACUCUUGGGCACUUGUGAGGCCAUCUCUUAAUCAAGGACAGGCUAAAGAAGAGCCUGUGGAGAUUUUGGAGAGUGAUUCACUAACACAUCAUGAAGCAGUAGAUGAACUCUUUGUAACCACCUUUAACAUCAUAAGGGAUACUGCUAAAGAUACUGGCAGAAAGAUUUGUGACUUGAUUGGAACAAGAGUUGUGUUUUGGGAUCUUAGAGACGUGUUCCUGUUCCAUUUAUAUCGUGGCAAUGUUGAAAGUGCUCGCUUGGAAAAUUUCCUUACCGACUUUGACACGUUGAUGAUUCUGUCAGAGACUUUUGGUUUAAGUGUAUAUCAGGCUUCAUUGGAAGGAUUUGUUUGGGUAUUGCUUGAUGGAGGCCCUUGCCGUGCCUUUUCUGAUUCAGAUAUCAUCCUUAUGGAAGAAGACCUUGUGAUGCUGAAGGAAUUCUUCAUUGCUGAUGGAGAGGGCCUUCCUCGCUCAUUAGUUGAACAGGAAGCAAAAUUUGCCGAACGCAUUCUUCAAAUGUUUUCUCUUCAGACUGAAACUGUUAUUCAAAUGCUGAUGACUGCAAGUGAGCUCAUUUCAAUGGGACUAGAUUCAAACAAACAUGACCAUUUGCAUUUGGGAGAUGCUCACACUUUAGUACGAGUAUUAUGCCACAAGAAAGACAGGGAGGCAUCAAAGUUCUUGAAAGUGCAAUAUCAGCUACCACUGUCUUCAGAUUAUGAUGAUGCUGCAUCAAGGGAUUCAACCUCGAGAUCACCUCUUAUAUCAGAUGUUCUAAAGCGAAGCACCUCGAUUCACUGGACCAAGAAAGGCCAAAGUGGUUUAAAGUCAAUGAAGAAGAAACUUCAAGGCGCAACAAACGAAAUCCGAAAUGUGGCAAGGUAAUGUAGCUUCAGACUGGUGUUUUUAUAAAUGCUUUCAUAAGUCUUCCUCAAAUUUCAAUAGAGCAUUUUGUAGCUGUUUCCUUGUGCUUGGUAACAAGUUAGUCCUCAAAAUCCAAUUUUUUUUGUGGUUCGAUACAAGUAAAAGGUAACAUUAGUUAGGCCACAUGUAAACAACUGGCCUGAGAAUGUAAUGCUGUCGGCACAAAUUCAUGUAAAUCUACCCAGACAAAUUCAGAACACUAAGAGGCCCCUGAUAACUAGGUAUCAUGUUUUGUUUUAAUAGUGAUUAAAUUGGAAACAAAUGUUCAUUUCCUGUUUUUUUUUUUUUAAUAUUUUACCCCCC
Messenger RNA from Theobroma umbraticum, 3988 nucleotides. The record is from RefSeq and is a predicted model, not a curated record. NCBI's taxonomy places the organism in Eukaryota, Viridiplantae, Streptophyta, Magnoliopsida, Malvales, Malvaceae.